Formica exsecta is the source of this 2065-nucleotide messenger RNA. Its product is annotated as fatty acyl-CoA reductase wat-like. Bases 649 to 1980 code for a protein of 443 amino acids. Gene Ontology annotation, biological process: long-chain fatty-acyl-CoA metabolic process. The transcript is spliced from 7 exons. Gene Ontology annotation, molecular function: alcohol-forming very long-chain fatty acyl-CoA reductase (NADP+) activity. The record is from RefSeq and is a predicted model, not a curated record. Gene Ontology annotation, cellular component: peroxisome. Lineage: Eukaryota; Metazoa; Arthropoda; Insecta; Hymenoptera; Formicidae.
UAAAACGUUAUUUAGCAUAUUUUUUUUUUACCAAAAAAAUAUCACCUGAUCUUUUUAUAAAAUGACGUGACCUAUUCAUGGAUUUGCGAUAUUAUGUAACAGAUUGAUGUUGAAGCAAUUUAUAAAUUUACAUAAUUCAAUGGAAAUGUAAAAAAAUUGCGCAUUUGUAAUUCCGUUUAGCCAUUAUAAAAACUGGUAAAAUCAAAAAAUUGCGUUUGGUUGGUAAAAAAAUUAUGGUCCAGGAUCCCCUUAAAGAAUUAAUGUUCCCCUUCUUUUUGCCUUUCAAUUUCUGCCUAUUUAUACUCUCGCAUUUUCUCAUCUUAUGGUCAGUAGAAACGCAAUUGUCGUCAAGUUUACCACGAGAUCGUCUCUGUUACUUUAUUGUAAUAACUAGUUAACAUUCAUCGAUUCUUUGCAUGACUAUAUCUCAAAGAGAAGCAUUCUAGAUAUAUCUUAAGGAAACAUUCUAGAAGAAGCAUUCCUAUACAUUGCAAAAAUUAAAAAUAAUAGAAAACUCAUCAGUUCGUUAAAUUAGUGAUCAAGUAUCGUGUCAAUUAUUGGAAAUUGUUGGUUUUUAUUCCGACUUCAUAAGAGUUGCAAAGAGAAUUGCGAAAAUUGAUAAAAACUCUUGCUACAUAGAGCAAUAAGAUGGCGCAAAAAAGAAAUUACGUUGAGGAUAUGUUGAAUAUGUCGGAUUCUCCGACAAAGGAUGCUAGCGAUUAUCAAAGUGAAAUCCCUCAAUUCUUCGCGGGUUGUAAAGUUUUUCUAACAGGUGCUUCAGGUUUCCUCGGUAUACUUCUAUUAGAAAAGUUAUUGCGUGAUAGAACUCUUUUAUAUAUAUAUAUAAUGUUAAAUAUAAUAUUCCUCGCGAAAGAAAUGCCAGAUUUUAAGGCUUUUAUAUAUAUAUCUACCGCAGUUUCUCAUUGCAUAUACGACUUUAUUGAAGAAAAGUUUUAUCCUUCACCUAUUGAAACGAAUAAAAUUUUAACAUUACUCGAUAUUUUGAACGAUGAACAGUUGGAAAAAUUAACGCCGACAUUAAUAGAUAAAUGGCCGAAUACAUACACCUUUACAAAAGCAAUUGCUGAAGAUGCUGUGCGGCAAUACAGUACUGGAAUUCCGGCCUGCAUCGUACGCCCAUCAGUUAUAAUAUCAACGGCAAAGGAGCCAAUGCCUGGAUGGAUUAACAAUGUAUACGGAGCGGCAGGCGUAGUUAUGAGUGUUGCUAUGGGUUUAUUACGUACUUUGCAUUGCCCACCUGAAAAUGUAGCAGAAUUAGUGCCCGCCGAUUAUGUCAUUUCUCACUGCAUCGUUGCAAGUUGGGACCUCGCCAAAAGAAAAAAUGAUCUACUCAGUAUCGAAAACGCGAAUCCGGAGAUACAAGAAACCAAAAGAGUGCCGAUUUACAACUAUGUAUCAACAUGUCAAAAUCCCCUCACUUGGGAGAGAUUUCUGAAUUUGAAUAAGGUUUACGGCAUGCAAGUAGUAAGCACGCACGUUAUUUGGUAUAUGCUCCUGCUGCUAAACAAAUACAAAUUCGUACAUGAAGUCUGCGUAAUAUUGUUACAUAAAAUACCUGCUGUUAUAUGUGAUAUUCUGUUGUUCCUUAGCGGACGAAAACCUAUGCUACGAAAAGCAUAUGUGAAGAUAGACAAAUUUUACUCCGUGAUAUCGUACUUUUUAUCACAACAAUGGCGGUUCCGUAACGACGCUGUUAUAAACCUCUGGGAACGCAUGAAUCCAGCUGAUCGCGAGAUUUUCAACUUUAACAUAGAUGAUCUAGACUGGGAAUCACAUCUUAAACAUAUGAUUCCUGGUAUGCGCGUAUACUUAAUGAACGAUCCACUGGAUACUAUAGAAAAAGGACGAGAGAAAUAUAGGAAGCUAAAAUUUGCUCAUUAUACACUAAUAACCGUUUUUUCAAUUUUGCUAAUAUGGGGUAUUCUAAGCUUAAUAUUUCGCAUAAUAUCAUUAUUUUGAUUUAUAAAAAUUUCAUUUUUGUUAUGUUGGAGUUUUAAUGGCAAAAAUAAAUUACGAUAAUAAAAGAAAUAAAAUGGUAAACAAA